AUGAGUGUGGAAGAACCACCUGGAGAGCAGUAUUCAAGCAGCGUUGGUGUCGAUGAGAACGGAGACGUUGUGUAUCAUCACAGCGGAGGUGUGCAAAUGUUUGCCCAGGAACCCCAAUUCAUCAGAAUGGAGGAUGGUCGCGUUGUUCAAAUGAUUGAACAUGAGUCUGGACAAGAAGUACAGUAUGAAGAGGUACCAGAUAUACAGGUCCGAGAAGAAGCGAAAAAAGUUGUGCUUGGACCUCCUGUUAAAUGGAAAAAAGUGGUGAAUUCUUCAGGCCCAUCUCCACGCCCGCGUCAUGGACAUCGGGCUGUUGCUAUAAAAGAUCUAAUGAUAGUUUUUGGCGGUGGAAAUGAAGGCAUUGUAGAUGAACUUCAUGUUUAUAAUACAACAACAAAGCAGUGGUUUGUUCCCUCCGUAAGAGGCGAAGUUCCAAGUGGCUGUGCUGCUUAUGGCAUUGUUUGCAGUGGAACCCAUAUUUACAUGUUCGGCGGAAUGGUGGAAUAUGGAAGGUACACAAAUGAUCUCUAUGAGUUGCAAGCGUCUCGAUGGGAGUGGCGGAAGCUGCGACCUCGUCCACCCAGAAGUGGUGGUUCCGGCCCAUGUCCACGUCUUGGCCAUUCUUUUUCACUCGCUAGCAAUCAGAUCUGCUAUUUAUUCGGUGGCCUUGCGAACCAAUCUUCCGAUCCAAAACAAAAUAGUCCAGUCUAUCUCGAUGAUUUGUUCACAAUUGACAUCCGUGGUCCGGUGGGGUCAUUGCAGUGGGAACAGCCAGUGACAUAUGGACCCCAUCCACCUCCACGUGAAUCGCAUUCGGCUAUAGUGUUCGAAGCGAACAACGGACGUCAGUUAAUUAUAUACGGCGGAAUGAACGGAUGUCGACUCAAUGAUCUAUGGAUUCUUCACCUGGAUACCCUGACAUGGGAUAAUCCUAUGACUGGAGGAAUUACACCUCUUCCACGUUCUUUACACACUGCUAAUCUGAUCGGACAUAGGAUGUACAUCUACGGUGGCUGGGUCCCAAUGGUUGACGAUGGCAACGAUGUUGAAGUAAAAGAGUGGAAGUGCACGAAUGACUUAUCUUGUCUAAAUCUAGACACUCUGAUAUGGGAGAGCACGUCUCAUAUAUUUGACGUAGAAAACUUACCUCGUGCGAGGGCUGGACACUGUUCGGUUGUCAUCAACAGUCGGAUUUACAUAUGGUCAGGAAGAGAUGGUUACCGAAAGGCUUGGAAUAAUCAGGUUUGCUGCAAGGAUAUGUGGUAUUUGGAGACGGCAGUUCCAGCUACACCCUCCAGAGUUCAGUUAGUAAGAGCAAGUGUUGCAGGACUCGAGGUUUCUUGGGGUUCCCUUCCAACUGCGGAAGCAUACUUGCUGCAAUUGCAUAAGUACGAUGCCAGUAUUGCCGCUCACAAAAUCAUUGAGGAUGAUGCUUCGAGACAUUUGAAUUCGCUCGGUAAAUCUCCUUCGAUGACUGGACAAAAGAUGUUGGUUCCACGAGGACCGACAGCAGGAAACGUUAUGAAGCUGGUUCGAGGCACAGGAACGGGUCAACAAAUUCUGAGGGUUGUGAGGCCGUUGUCGAGUGUGGCCGGAACCACAACUAUGUCAUCUGUUGUAAAACCAGGGCCUGGUGCCAAAACGAUCUUCUUGUCAAAGGGUGGCGCACAGCAGAAAGUGAUGUACGUGCAAGGUAGUGUUCCGGUUGUUCCAUCUUCUGUAGUGUUGUCGAGAGGUGGAGCUAUUAGUGCUGGAGCAGACCAACAAGGCUCGCUUUCAAUGGGGCCUCACCAGCAGCCUAGUAUUUCUACACAAGGGACAACAUACACUGCUCCUUCCAAUUCACGUCAAAAUGAUGAGGCCACUCUUCCGCAGAAUCUUUUUGACGAACUGCCAGCAGACGAGCAAUCUCCUCCCUCUCCUCCUAAGCAGAGAGAUGUGGAAAACGGGAAUGUUUCAACUCCUGUUUCGGUUCCUUCAACGCAUUCAGAACCACCGCAGUUUUCGGAACAUUUGGAGAGACCUGAAUCUCAGGAAGCUCCACAAGAUCCUCAAUGUUCUUUACAACCCACAACAUCAGAAGAUUCUCAUGCUAUGGUACCUUCUGAUCCGACACAAAACAUUGCAACCAAUAGUGAAGGACCUCGGCAGCCACACACGAGCGACACGCGAGAACCGCAGUUGCCCCCACAGGUAGAAACAAAUCCUGGUGUUAGUGAUCCCGAAACAAAGCCAUCGAUAGAAAGCCAACCAAGUAGUUCGCAACAGCAGGACGUGAAACAGUCAUCAUUUCCUGCCGAUCCUCCUGUGGUGAAUCAAGUGAAUCAAGCAGCACAAGUUCCAUCGUCGGAGACCACUUCUCAACGAGAACAAAUGGAUCCUCAUCCCCCUCAGAUGGCUCCGCAGCAAGUCUCUGUACCUGUAGAUCAAGGUUUUGCUCCUCGACUACAACGAGAGUCCACUGAACCGGCUACGGGUCAGCCUGUACCGGUGCAGCAAAAUGUGAAACCGUCUCCAGAGGAAGAACUCUGGUUUGACGUUGGGAUCAUCAAAGGAACAUCUUGUGUGGUCACCCACUAUUUCUUGCAUGGUGAACAGUCUUUGGAAAGCACAUAUGGAACUGACUUCGAUGUUGGAAUGCAUGCUGGCCAAGUGAAUUUUCUUCGAAAAGCAGAGCUCGAACCGGGGACUGCUUAUCGUUUCCGAGUAGCCGGUAUCAAUUCGAUAGGACGUGGGCCUUGGAGUGAAGUAUCAGCGUUUAAGACUUGCCUUCCUGGCUUCCCUGGGGCGCCUUCUUCAAUUAAGAUAACUAAAGGACAGGAUGGUGCUCAGCUUACUUGGGAACCUCCACAGAAUGUUGCAGGACGUAUUUCCGAAUACAGCGUCUACCUGGCUGUUCGCAAUACUUCCGGAGCAAGCGACAACCAGCUGGCUUUUAUGAGGGUAUAUGUUGGUGUCGAACCAGAAUGUGUCGUUAAUCAGUCCAACCUAGCUGCUGCAUACGUAGAUCAGUCUACGAAACCAGCCAUAAUCUUCAGAAUUGCUGCAAGAAAUGAAAAGGGUUAUGGACCAGCAACUCAGGUGCGGUGGCUACAAGAUCAAAAGCCUGUACUUUCGCAGUCGGUUGGUGCUCCCGGUGCAGCAGCUGCUCGUUAUCCUGUAGGUUAUUACUCGCAGGCGAAGCGUCAUCGCUUGGAUGGAGUUUGA
Molecule: messenger RNA, 3207 nt
Organism: Necator americanus (New World hookworm)
Lineage: Eukaryota; Metazoa; Nematoda; Chromadorea; Rhabditida; Ancylostomatidae
Exons: 24
Coding region: 1-3207 (1068 amino acids)
Biological process (GO): chromatin remodeling; regulation of DNA-templated transcription
Cellular component (GO): histone methyltransferase complex
Molecular function (GO): transcription coactivator activity; protein binding
Source: RefSeq, a predicted model, not a curated record